UGACGAUGUGUCACGUGACCCACGCUAACCGCCAUCUUUGCUUAUCGUAUAAACAGUGCGACCGGGCUCAGCACGAAUUCUUGUUGAGAAAUUGCGGUUUUUCCAGUGUUUUUGAGUGAUUCAGUUACGAAGAAAUGUCCGAGAUUAAGGCGGAGAGCAAGAACGAUAACAACAUUGAGGAUGUGUCAAAGGACCAUUCAACAGAAGAAAAACCAAGUCCAACGAAAAAUAAACGAGGAGGUACGAAAAGACUCUCCACACUAGAAAGGUUGGCUCAAGAAGGAGAACGAGUCACAAAGGAUUUAAAUGCAUCUGUUGGAGAAGUCGAAGGAAGGAGGCGUACACGUAGUUCAGCACGUGGCCUAACUUCAUCAACACCUGUGCCAUCUCCACCUAAAAAAGAAAAGAGGGACACAUCAACAAAAGGUACUGGUCGUGGGCGCGGGCGUCCUAAACGACAGGAAAAAAAUAAUGAGAAUAAUACGGAUGAAGAAGCGGCUAAUAAUAAAAGUGAAAAGCAUUCCGAAGAGGAAUCUAUGAAAAUGGAUGUGGAAGAGCAUAAGGAGGAAACAGAAAAAUUAGCAGAUAGCGAGGACAAGAGCAUUGCGAAAACCGAAAGUAAAGAUGUUACUGAAAAGACACUUGAUUCUAAUUUCAAAGAGGAGAAGGUUGUGGAAGAAUCAGAAAAUUUUGCGGAAGAAAGCAAGAGUUCUAGUGUCAGUGAAGAGAAAAAGGAGGAGGACAUAAAGGAUAGCUCGGAUUCGAGUCAAGAUGCAACAGACAUUACAACAGAGGCACCACCUUCAUCUUCAUCAGAGUCUCAAAAUCCCUCUAAUGCCACUACUACUGAAGAAAAUAAGGAAUAACCUCCCUUCGCCUGUUUACCAACUUCAUCAGGUACCAGGGCGGCGCACACAAUGGGGUUACAAAUCCAGUCCCCUCGUCUAUUUUAACAAAUUGACACCUUCUUGCCGAUCGUUAUCCUAAUCAGAGUACGCGAGUAUUACAUCACUUUUUAAUUCGCAGACGAAAUAUCGUGAUACCUUUACACUAUACAUUCAUUGCCAGGAUAAAUAUAUGUUUAAUUAGCGUAUUUAAUGGUAUGGGGUGUACCAUAGAGUAGUUGUUUUAAUUUAGUUUUACUUUGAUAAAGAGUAAAAUUACUCGUUGUGCACUGAUUAGUUGGCGAUGCAAAGCGAGGUGUAGAGCGUACGUUGUUCAUGUACAAUGAUAAUAUUAUUGUAAAAUAUAUUUAAUAUGGACUUAUAUAGACAAGUUGUUUUCAAAUCAGAGCUGAGGCAGGAGUCUUUAAAUACCAGUCUUCAAUUCAGAUCUGAUAUGGAAGUAGCUGAAAUUAAUUCGUACAUAGCAAAUUACUGUAAUACCUUAUCUUAUAUAAAUAAUGACUGAAUGAAAUGGAAUAUAUGAGAAUUAUGGUGAAACGACUUCUCUUUUUUCAUGGAAUGCAGAAAUAAAAUUUCUGAGAAACGCGUCGUAGCGUGAUAUCAAUUGUCUCCUUCCUCGCAUAAUGUUACUAAUAUCAGCCAGUUUUUCAAUUUUAAUAUUUUAUGUUUUUUUUUAUAUUUAGUAACUAACACUUUAAUGAAAUAUGCAUUGUUUCUAUCUUUCGAAUUGAGAAAAGGAAAAAGAAAAGAUUGUAAGAUAGACUUGUGCAUAUGUAUCUUUUUAUGAUAGAAUUUCGUCGAUAUUUUGCGAUGAGUGUUAAUCUUUUUA
Molecule: messenger RNA, 1734 nt
Organism: Eufriesea mexicana
Lineage: Eukaryota; Metazoa; Arthropoda; Insecta; Hymenoptera; Apidae
Product: myoneurin
Exons: 4
Coding region: 135-866 (243 amino acids)
Source: RefSeq, a predicted model, not a curated record